This is a messenger RNA of Ipomoea nil (Japanese morning glory), 1572 nucleotides long. RefSeq names its product serine/threonine-protein phosphatase 6 regulatory ankyrin repeat subunit B-like. Bases 167 to 1537 code for a protein of 456 amino acids. The transcript has 2 exons. Gene Ontology annotation, molecular function: protein binding. Gene Ontology annotation, cellular component: cytoplasm; nucleus. NCBI's taxonomy places the organism in Eukaryota, Viridiplantae, Streptophyta, Magnoliopsida, Solanales, Convolvulaceae. The record is from RefSeq and is a predicted model, not a curated record.
AAAUAGCCUAUACUCAACUUAAAAUUUUUGCUCAAAAAAAAAAAAACAUCACCAAUAUUCCGUAUAUUCUUAUCACGUGCGACGAUACUGGCAAAUCCAACUCCUAUUUUCAUCCUCGUCAUGUAAUUCAUCUUCGAUUUGGAGGCUCUCUUCAUAGUUAGGAGCAAUGGUGAAAUUGGUGGAAGUUGUGGACCAAGAAAUACGCAUAGAUUUUGCGUUGGGUUCCAAAUGCCGAGCCACCGUGACCCUCCGCUCACUCACGGCGGCGGCCCCCGUAGCCUUCAAGGUCCAAACAUCCUCUCCUCACAAAUUCCUGGUCAACCCACCGAGUGGACUCGUCCCGCCGUUUCGCUCUGCCACCUUCCAGGUCAUCCUCAAGCCCCAGUAUGAGCUUCCCGCAACAUUCCCACGCUCCCCUUCCGAUCGUUUCCUCAUCAGAACCGCGUUGGCUUCUGACCUUAACUCUGUCUCCCCCGAGUCGACUCAUUCCGAGUUCAUACACUCCUGGUUCAACAAAACCCCCCACGCCUCCAUCCACGACGUCAAGCUCAAGGUCGCUUUCGUCGGCCCGUUUCUUCUUCAACAUGCGGUUAUGGUCGGAGACUGUGAAGCCGUCAGAGGCAUUGUGAGGAAACAGCGCUCCGUUCUCUCCGCGUUGCCGACUGGGGAAGCUGAGUCACUCGUCCGAGUCGCGACUCAGCUGGAUAACUCGGACGAGAUGGUGGAUUUGCUGCUUGAGGCGGGGCUGAAAGGCGGCGCCGGCCUCAAUAACGUCCGGUUCACGGCGAAGGGAUGGACGGCGUUACACAUUGCCGCGGCGCACAAUCGGACGGACGAGAUUGAGAAGCUGGUGAGAGGCAACGCUUCUGGGUCGUUGGAUUGUAGAGACAAGGAGGGAAAGACGCCGUUAUUCUUAGCGGCGAGUAAAGGUCACUUGGGUCCUGCUAAGGUGCUGGCGAGUGCAGGAGCGCAGGUGGACACGCGUAGCAUCGACGGGAGAACCGCUUUGUACAGAGCUGUAGUUAACGGAGAUUAUCAGAUGGUACAGAUGCUUAUUGAGAUGGGUGCGGACCCCACCGUGACCGACAAUCUAGGACACUCGCCUAUUGACGUCGCAAGAGAUAAGGGACACGAGGGGAUUGUGAAGAUUGUUGAAAGAGGAGAGCAAGUGGUGCAAGCGGCGAGGCGAGGAGAGCUACGGCUUCUGGAGUCGCUACUGGAAAAGGGGGCAAUCACUACUUUCUGCGAUCAAUACGGACUGACGGCCCUCCACGUGGCGGCCAUAAAAGGAAUGAAAGAUGCGGUGAUGAUUCUGGUUGAUUUCGGGGCGGACAUAGAGUGCCAUGACGCCGGCGGCCACACUCCGCUGCACCUGGCCGUGGAAGGCGGCUGCGCUCAGACGGUUGAGGUGUUGAUCAACAGAGGCGCCGACGUCAACGCUACAAACAUCAAAGGCUUAACUCCCCUUUCCAUAGCGAGGUUGUUCAACUAUGAGGAUAUUUCACAGCUUUUAAAUCAAUGCAAUAAUGCUGCUUAAGCAAGCGUAAUUCAAUUCUCUGGUUUAAUUAUACC